AAACCGCGUAAGGUAUAAAGAAGUUACAGGGGGGCGUUUUCGGCUUCCAAUUAGGAAUAUGCUGGCUUUGUAGCAACUACCGAGGAGGAGGAUUCUAAAACCACCUCACCCGUCCCAAAGCCUGCAUUCCCUUCCUUCUGCCACGCACCCCUCCCCCAAUUUAUGACCAGGGGAGAGAAAAGGGAGCCAGGGCGCGCACUGCUCCUCUCUGCCGGUGGGAAGCAGAGAGGCCGGCCGAGGAGUUUAGUUGGACCGUAGACAUGAGUACAAUUAAGAGACAGGCGCCUCCACACCUUUUGCCGCCAUCGAGGACUAAAGUGGCCUGAAAGAGACGCCCGGCUUUCCUGUUCUCCCCAAAGGGGCUCGGAGCCGCCUCCAGUACCACGGGACUGAAGAGCAGACGUCGGGGAUUAUUAUGUUGAUUUUCCUAGGACCCGGGUUCGCAGCGCGGAACAGAAGGAAAGGCUGGCUCUUCAGGGGUCCCGCCUGCAUUUGAUACACAGAAACUCCUGAGAUUGACCAGAUUGCCCUGGAUCAGCGACUUUCCUAUGUUCGCAUCCCGUAUCGUUAAAGAAAAAUAUUGUUAGCCGCGUUGUUCUUUUACCACUAUCAGUGAUACACUGAAGGAAAGAUACCAGUCUCUUCAUUCAACGUAUGCUUUAUUUUAUUUUAUUAUUAUUUUUUUGCCAAAAUGACCUCUAAUUGAAAGUUUAUUUUUGGUUUUGGAUGAAUCUGUGGAGCUUAUGUUGUAAGAAGAAAGGGGGAUCGAGACACAAUGAAAGAGAAGUCCAAAAAUGCUGCCCGGACUAGGAGGGAGAAGGAAAACAGUGAAUUUUAUGAACUGGCUAAAUUACUGCCUUUGCCCUCGGCUAUCACCUCGCAGCUGGACAAAGCAUCCAUAAUCAGACUCACGACCAGCUAUCUCAAAAUGAGAGUAGUGUUCCCAGAAGGGCUCGGCGAGGCGUGGGGCCAUUCGAGUCGGACCAGCCCUUUGGACAAUGUUGGCCGUGAAUUGGGCUCGCAUCUGCUCCAGACCCUGGAUGGUUUCAUCUUUGUGGUGGCCCCAGAUGGGAAGAUCAUGUACAUUUCAGAGACAGCCUCAGUCCACCUGGGGCUUUCUCAGGUAGAACUGACCGGGAACAGCAUUUAUGAAUAUAUCCACCCCGCGGACCACGACGAGAUGACGGCGGUGCUCACGGCCCAUCAGCCCUACCACUCUCACUUUGUCCAGGAGUACGAGAUCGAGCGGUCCUUCUUCCUGAGGAUGAAGUGCGUCUUGGCUAAGAGGAACGCCGGCCUCACCUGCGGAGGCUACAAGGUCAUUCAUUGCAGCGGCUACCUGAAGAUCCGCCAGUAUAGCCUGGACAUGUCCCCCUUCGACGGCUGCUACCAGAACGUGGGCCUGGUGGCCGUCGGCCACUCGCUGCCACCCAGCGCCGUCACGGAGAUCAAGCUGCAUAGCAACAUGUUCAUGUUCCGUGCCAGCCUGGACAUGAAGCUCAUCUUCUUGGACUCCAGAGUGGCGGAGUUGACGGGGUAUGAACCUCAGGACCUGAUCGAGAAGACUCUGUACCACCACGUGCACGGCUGCGACACCUUCCACCUGCGCUGCGCCCACCACCUGCUGCUGGUGAAAGGGCAGGUGACCACCAAGUACUACAGGUUCCUGGCGAAGCACGGCGGCUGGGUAUGGGUGCAGAGCUAUGCGACCAUCGUGCACAACAGCCGCUCGUCCAGGCCACACUGUAUCGUCAGUGUCAACUAUGUUCUCACGGACACGGAGUACAAAGGGCUGCAGCUCUCCCUGGAUCAGAUCUCAGCCUCCAAACCAGCCUUCUCCUACACCAGCAGCUCCACUCCUACCAUGCCUGACAACAGGAAGGGGGCCAAGUCCAGGCUCUCAAGUUCAAAGUCAAAAUCCAGGACUUCCCCAUACCCUCAGUAUUCGGGCUUUCACACGGAAAGAUCGGAAUCUGAUCACGACAGCCAGUGGGGCGGGAGUCCCCUGACGGACACAGCGUCUCCGCAGCUCCUGGACCCCGCCGACAGGCCAGGAUCUCAGCACGACGCGUCCUGCGCCUACAGACAGUUCUCGGACCGCAGCUCGCUCUGCUAUGGCUUUGCGCUUGACCACUCCAGGCUGGUGGAGGACAGGCAUUUCCACACCCAGGCCUGCGAGGGAGGCCGGUGUGAGGCCGGCAGGUACUUCCUGGGAACGCCGCAGGCCGGGAGGGAGCCCUGGUGGGGCUCUCGCGCUGCUUUGCCCCUGACCAAGGCCUCCCCAGAAAGCCGAGAAGCCUAUGAAAACAGCAUGCCUCACAUCGCUUCCGUCCAUAGGAUCCACGGGCGAGGUCAUUGGGAUGAAGAUAGCGUGGUCAGUUCUCCAGAUCCUGGGUCUGCCAGCGAAUCAGGUGACCGAUAUCGCACUGAGCAGUAUCAAAGUAGCCCGCAUGAACCUAGCAAAAUUGAAACUCUGAUAAGAGCCACCCAGCAAAUGAUUAAAGAAGAAGAGAACAGAUUGCAACUAAGGAAAGCCCCUCCAGACCAACUGGCUUCCAUUAAUGGAGCUGGGAAAAAACACUCCCUCUGUUUUGCAAACUACCAACAGCCACCCCCGACAGGCGAAGUCUGCCAUGGCUCCACUCUUGCCAACACCUCACCAUGUGACCAUAUUCAGCAGAGAGAGGGAAAGAUGCUGAGCCCCCAUGAAAAUGACUAUGACAACAGUCCCACUGCGCUGUCUCGGAUGAGUAGUCCCAAUUCGGAUCGCAUUUCCAAAUCCAGUUUGAUCCUAGCUAAAGACUAUCUCCAUUCGGAUAUGUCUCCUCAUCAGACAGCAGGAGACCAUCCUGCGGUCUCUCCAAACUGCUUUGGCUCUCACCGGCAGUAUUUUGAUAAGCAUGCUUACACAUUAACUGGAUAUGCCCUGGAGCACUUAUAUGACAGCGAAACCAUUAGAAACUAUUCCUUGGGCUGUAAUGGCUCACACUUUGAUGUAACUUCUCAUCUAAGGAUGCAGCCAGACCCAGCACAAGGACACAAGGGAACAUCUGUUAUAAUAACCAAUGGAAGCUGAUGUUUUUCCAAAAUAUUUUGUUCUUGAAGGUCUGAGACAUAUUUAUAGUUUAAUGCCCCAUGACCAGCAUUUACUAUGCUACAGAUUGUUAGAGAGGAUAAUUUAAGUUACUGGGUAUUUGACAUGUGUUCCUUUGAAAUCAAAGAAAACAGCACUAGCAUUCAAGGUUAUACACAGAUAAUGGAGCUAAAUUGAAUACACAAAUUGCCCCUCUAACCAGAGUAGAUAAAUUUAGAAUUAAAAAAUACUCGCAUAGAUUAAGUGAGCAUACAUAUCAUAGGAAAGACUGAUGGAUUACAACAUGGCAUUGCGAUGAGCCAGUGAACCCCAUACUCACAGACUGCUAUCUAUAAACUGCAGUGGACGCUUUACGUGCAGAAAUACAGACGAUGUACCAGAAAUACACCCCACAUGGAUAACUUUCCUUAACCCUGGCACAUUAAGAUUCCUAAAGAAAUUUCCAUUCCCAAAAUAACUAAGAAAGAGAUACACCUUAUAAACUGGUUUCUUCUUUGUGGUUUUAACCAGCCAGCUCAUUUGGUUCAGAUAUAAAUUAGGGAAAUGGUUCUGGAUAUUAUAAAAAUGAGUUUUCACCUGGUAUCCAUUAUAAGCAAUCAGGAAGUGGUGAUUUUUUUUUUUUAACCUUGCUUUUGAGUUAGACAAGGAACAGGAUCACAUUGGCAUAUCAGUAAGGGUUUUUCUAAGUGAAAGUACUGAUAUGUUAGGACACACAUCAAAAACUUGGUGUGCCCAAUUGGAAAUAGUUUAGUGAAGAUGGAAAGGACAGAGGCAGAGAGAAGUGAAAUAACAUCUCCAAACAAACCAUUUAAGGCUCCGAAUAAGCAAUGAACAUGUUUUUGGGCCCAUGAAACCAACCAAAUAAAAAAUUCAAACCAAUUCCCAAGGAAAAAAGACUAAUAAGUGCGAAAGUGAAGUAAGGAAAACCAGUGAAGUGCUACAUGACAGCAGUGUAAGUGUUUGAAGACAUUUCAAAGCACAGAUGUGCAAAUGUGACAACAUGUGGAAAGCCUCAGGAGAGAAUCUAAGAUAAAAGCUUAGGCUGAUAGACAAGUGAUUCAAAGGGCAACAGGAGUACUUUGACUGAAGGAGCAGGCGAAGUGUUCAUUUUCUUUAUUGUUUGUAACCAACGAAAACAACAAACGGGGUCAUGUGAAACAGUAGAAAGACUAGCAGACUAGAUGCCAGCAUGCCUGGGUUCUGGUUUUGACCCUGCCUGUAACUUAUUUUUGGAACAUCGAUGUAUCACUCACCACGCUUGGGCCCUAGUUUCAUCUGUAUGGCAGUUCUAAUGUUCCAUGGUUCUGUGGUUCACUGGUCCAGCAGAGCUCAACUUGUUAACCAGUUAACUCUCUGCUGUGAGCUUUCAAGAGUGAUCAUUCUGGCUUUUCUGUGCUCAGAUAGAAGUCUAGAUGCUUUGUAACUUAAGCAGGUGCAUGGGCUCUUUUAGGCAUGGAUAGUUACAGACAGCUUUCUAGUUCAGCCAAAAUGUAGAUGGCAGAAACUAAUGAGGGAGAAGGAAAAUAAGUAAAAUUUAUUUAAUGCACUAUUGUCUAAUAAAGCAAGGUGACAUAAGUGAUUAAAGAAGUUUCAGAGAUAAUAUUUCCUAGGAGUCCCAUGCCUGAAACUCUUGCCAUAUUCAAAGAGGGAAUGUAUUAGAAGAAAUUGAUGUAUAAUUUUGAAGACAGACCAUGACAUUGAACACUCAGGGAUUAAUGCUAUAUUUUUACCAUAUAACACAAUUAUUUGGCAAUCUAGAGGUAGGUGACAAUCUGAAUGAUGAUAAUCUGAGAAAUGAAUUCUGAGUUGUUUGUACAUGAAAAAGAGGCUACAUAAAGUUAGAUAUUUCUUGGGUAUGACAGAGCAACUUUUGUGCUGUAAAUGGAAAAAGUGCAAGUAAGUGAGAAAGUUAGUGGUUAUAUGUACUUUCACAAAAGUUCAAACAAUAAAAACUAAAUUUUGAACUAUGUAAGCAAAAGUAUUCAGCAAUUUUGAGAAAAAUAUUUAUGAGCAACUCCUGGAAUACUUAAAAUGGAUUUUUGAUCAUUUUGCUACAUGAAGUAAGGUUUUAGGAAUGCUAAAGGUUUUGCAGAAUUCUGUAGAUGGAUAAAUGGUUCAAAGACACAAAUGUCUGAAGAAUAUAGUGUGUUUUGGAAAGGAAAUCUAUACAGAUGGGUUUUACUGAUGGAUAUAUAUUCUACUCAAAAGGUCAGAGACAUGCUAUAAAGGAAAUAGAAUCUUAAGAAUCAAGGAAAAUGAACUGAUAUGAAAGAAAAGACUGUCACUAAAGAAAUUUCAGUGGAAUUUUAUAUGGAAGAUAGUUUAUCAAGGAAAAAAAUUAUAAACUCUACAAAUAAGGGGUAAUGAGAAGGAAUAAUGCUCUGUAAAAGCAUGACCAAUAUUUUUAAGUGAGGACAAUUAACUACAUUACAUCUUAAUUAAAAUUUUGAUAGAUUGACCCAGCUUUAAAUACAAACCAUUUAUUUCCUUUGUCGAUAAUUUUAUAGUAGCAUAUUUAUUACAUUACAUAUAAUACCUUACAGGCCCACAGUAUUAUAUAGCAUACAUUUUUUGCAAUCUGGCAUGAUUUUUUCAAAAUGACCCAAGAUAAGUUGAGACCAUUAUGGCAAGGUACCUUUUUAGUAUACCGUACACGUAGACAUGUUAAAAUAUAUUUAUCAUCUACAUUAUUUUCUGUGCGGGAACAGAUUGCCUCAUAAUGAAGAUGUCAUCUGUGUCUUUUUAAAAUAUGGGAUGUAAAAGAUGUAUGUUUCCAAUAACGUAAUCAGUUAAAAUUAAAUUUAAAUUGGCUUUAGUUUUAAUCCUUGAUUUCUAUAACUUUGUUAAAUGCUGAGAAUCAUGAUACUUGAUUUAAGUAGAAAGAGAAGUAUGAUUUUUAUAUCACCUUGGGAAUUCAUACAAAUGUGCUAUAUAUCCAAUUACUCUCAUGACAUGUAGCAAUUCAUUAGAUGAUACAAAGCUCAUGCUUUCUAGUAAUAGUAAGAAUAUCUUUAUUGCCCAUUUUACCUGCCUGCCCUACCUAAUUAAAAAAUUUGGAUGACCAAAGAAAUAAAUGACUAUCCCCUAUCUUUCUUGGGAAAAUUUUGUUAAAACUAUUAUUGAGAAUAUACAGAGUCGAAGUAUUAUUUUUGAAUGCAUAAUAUUAAUAUCACAGUCACUACAAGUCAAACAUGUAAGUAUGCUUCAGCUCCAUCAUUUGACAUACAAUGUUGAAUAUAAUGGCCUAGCUUUUCUAACCUAUAACGCCUGUUAUAGGAUGACACAUAGUGCUGAUAUGACAUUCAAAAUGAGACAGGAUGCAAUAAAAGUUUUGCCUUCAGUGUUUAUACAGAAAACCCACUUCUUCUUUCAUGGGUUUAUUUUAUCGGAUUAGAAUAUUUCCAUUGGGUACAACUCUUAAUUAUCUCUAUACCCUGCUGCCAUGUGAUGCCUCAGGGCAGAGAAUCCCACUGAAAAUAAGCUUUAAUGGGAUCUUCUGGAAAAGGAUAAGAUGCUCCAUUUCCUUUUCUUAUUUUUUAAUGGGAUAUGAGGAAUGAUUCAAUAAAAGAUUAUUUGGAAAAUAUGAAUAGAUAUUUUAAAUAAAAAGAAAGACCACCCCCCCCAAGACUUAGACCAAUUAAAUUUGACAGAAAACACUACAGCUAAAGAGACACUCUGAAUACAUGUAUGAUAUUUCAUAGCUGUCUCUCUCAAGAGUAGGACGUUAUUAAGAUGUUCAGUGCAAUUCUAUUGGUACUAGUGGAAUUUGGAAGUUUCAGAAUGCAUCCUCUGGAAAACAGAGGAUUUGGCCAUUUUGGAGUGGCUUACCCUGCCCAGUGAAAUAGCUUACACUUUAACAUACUCUCUUUAAUGUAAAGAGUUUGAAUGCUCCAGUUCACUCAAGUAAUAGGACAUAGACCUACAUCAUAUUUUCUAAACAAUUUCAUAAAUCCUAUGUAAAUCCUAUGGGUCUCCAAAUAACUGAUUCAACUUUCAUGUAAAUGUCAGUUUUUGCAAGUAGGAAUUCAACUCUAAGAGGGCGAAAUCUAUUGGUUAGUUCUUACUGGGAAAUGCAUUGUGGAUAAAACAUUCAUUAUCAUUCUAAACUUUAAAUGAAUGACAGAACAGCUAUGAACAUAUGGAAAAGAUCUGACAUAGAAAAUGUUCUUGGGGGAAAUUUCUGUGUGGUGUUCAUUUCUUGUGAACAAGAGUUGUACAAGUAGGGCUUCACUCAAAAAGUGAGAUUGUGCUUAUAUCCAAAUAGGGAUUUGUUCAGAGUUCCUUCAAUCUAUAUGCAGAUGGGCUGCGGUUACACACACACACACACACACACACACACACACACGUGCGUGCGUGCAAUGGUGAAGCAAGUAACAAGAUCCUAUUCUGCUGUGCUCCUUAAAAACUGAUGGUUCAACAAGAAAUCCUAAUUAAUAAUUUUAAAACAAACAUUUAUAGUUUUAUUGUAAUUUUGCUGCAUGGGGCUUUGCUUUCAUAAACCUAUAUAGUGAAAAGUUUGUCCUAAUUUGCUGAUCAGGAACACAUUUAAUCCCAGUUGAAUUUACACCCAACAACCCUGGUGUGUUUACAUUUCAAAAGAAAUGAAAUUGGCGUGAAAAGAUUUAGAAGUACUGUAACUUUUUUUCCAAAGGGACAUAUUUCAAAAAAUGAAACAUAUGAGUAGGCACUUCAAAAAAAGAUAAAAUAUUUUAUGUUUGUUUUUUGACUGACAUGCUAUAAAAGGAUUAUAUUUGUGAAAGAAGAUACUGAUUGCCAAUAUUUCAAAUAUCAUCUUGCAAUGUAUAGUUUUUAGUGACAUCGUAGUAUAAAUUUGUAAUUUGAACUUUUACUUUGGAAUGUAAAGUAGAAAAUAUUAGCUAUGUCAAUGAUAUCUUGCAAAGUGUUCUCAUUUAUAAUUAUUUAUAUUGUAAAUAGCUUUCUGAAGUAAAUUCGAAGUUAAUGUGCAUAAAAUGUAUUUAUUAUGUGAGGAAUUUUUUUGGUUUAAAAUACAGUUACCAAUAUGCA
Hipposideros armiger (great roundleaf bat) is the source of this 8119-nucleotide messenger RNA. It is a transcript of the gene SIM1, whose product is annotated as SIM bHLH transcription factor 1. Gene Ontology annotation, molecular function: RNA polymerase II transcription regulatory region sequence-specific DNA binding; protein dimerization activity; DNA-binding transcription factor activity, RNA polymerase II-specific. The coding region runs from base 776 to 3076 and encodes 766 amino acids. Lineage: Eukaryota; Metazoa; Chordata; Mammalia; Chiroptera; Hipposideridae. Gene Ontology annotation, biological process: regulation of transcription by RNA polymerase II. The record is from RefSeq and is a predicted model, not a curated record. The transcript has 12 exons.